CAAAUAUUUGUUCAUGGUAACUCACUCGAAUCAUACCUUGUCGGUGUAAUUGGUUUAGAUCCAGCAACAAUUGGUGGUUACUUGAAAGCUAGAUUUAGUGAUGAAAUCAGUGACAAGAAUGAUAUUCUUCGUUUCUUGAACGACCCCAAGAACAAGAAAACGUUUCUUUUAGACAUCAAUGCUGCUGUCAAGGACCAAUUGCAAGGAUUCGAGAGAUUGCACAAUGUCGAAAUAUACUUUGACCCAUUAACGGUAGAGAGAGAAGUUGUUACACCGACACAAAAGAUAAGAAGACCUAUUUGCACUAAGUUCUUCGAAAAGGAUUUGAAUAAGAUGUAUAAUGAGGGGUCCAUUUUGAGAAAUGAGANAAAAUUAUAG
Messenger RNA from Lodderomyces margitis, 378 nucleotides. RefSeq lists its product as uncharacterized. Gene Ontology annotation, biological process: long-chain fatty acid metabolic process. NCBI's taxonomy places the organism in Eukaryota, Fungi, Ascomycota, Pichiomycetes, Serinales, Debaryomycetaceae. The annotation marks the transcript as partial. Gene Ontology annotation, cellular component: endoplasmic reticulum; membrane. The record is from RefSeq and is a predicted model, not a curated record. Gene Ontology annotation, molecular function: long-chain fatty acid-CoA ligase activity. The transcript has a single exon.